Messenger RNA from Pyrus x bretschneideri (Chinese white pear), 2365 nucleotides. Its product is annotated as phosphatidylinositol/phosphatidylcholine transfer protein SFH3. The transcript has 14 exons. The coding region runs from base 291 to 2060 and encodes 589 amino acids. The record is from RefSeq and is a predicted model, not a curated record. Lineage: Eukaryota; Viridiplantae; Streptophyta; Magnoliopsida; Rosales; Rosaceae.
GGAAAAAAUGAAAACAAAAUCUCCCUUUUAUUGGUGUCAAUCUUUCUUUACUAAAUAAGUCAUGUCAUCCUCUCUGUCUGUCUAGCCGUCCAAUUCUAGAGAUUAAUUCGGGUCAUAUAUAUGCUUCACCACUUUCUCUCUUUCCUCCCUACAUUUCUUGCCAAAAAGUUAUUGGUGUAGGGUAUAUCCUCCGAGGGCCCUAGUUUGAGCAAGUUGUGAUAUAUAAGUGCUUGACCCUCCUAUCCUUUGGCUGUCUCAAAGCGGUAGAGCAACCUUGCAAGAUAUCAACCAUGUGUGACCCUAUGCCUGCAUCCGUCGACCGACACCUUAAACCUGUUCACGAAGAAACUUCCGAGGAUGAGAGGAAAACAAGGCUUGGGACUCUUAAGAAGAAGGCAAUCAAUGCCUCCACCAAGUUUAGGCAUUCCUUUACUAAGAAGGGACGAAGAAGCAGCAGGGUGAUGUCCGUCCCAAUAGAGGAUAACAUUGAUGCUGAGGAGCUACAGGCAGUGGACGCAUUUCGCCAAGCACUAAUCUUGGAAGAACUACUGCCUGCAAAACACGACGAUCAUCAUAUGAUGCUAAGAUUUUUAAGGGCCAGGAAAUUUGACAUUGAGAAGGCAAAGCAAAUGUGGACUGAUAUGCUUCAGUGGAGAAAGGAAUUUGGUGCUGACACCAUCAUGGAGGACUUCGAUUUCAAGGAAAUUGAUGAAGUCUUGAAGUACUAUCCCCAAGGACAUCACGGAGUUGAUAAGGAUGGACGACCUGUCUACAUUGAGAGACUUGGUCAAGUUGAUUCUAACAAGCUGAUGCAAGUGACAACAAUGGAGCGUUACUUGAAGUACCAUGUUCGGGAGUUUGAGAGGACUUUUGUCUGUAAAUUCCCUGCAUGUUCCAUUGCAGCAAAGAAGCAUAUUGAUCAAAGCACCACUAUUCUUGAUGUCCAAGGAGUGGGGCUUAAAAAUUUCAACAAAUCUGCAAGGGACCUCAUCCAGACCCUUCAGAACAUUGAUGGUGGCAACUAUCCUGAGAGCCUCAACCGUAUGUUCAUCAUCAAUGCUGGUUCCGGAUUUAGACUCUUAUGGAACACUGUGAAAUCUUUCCUUGAUCCAAAGACCACUGCAAAAAUCAAUGUUCUCGGAAACAAAUACCAGAGCAAGCUGCUUGAAAUAAUUGAUGCCAGUGAGCUGCCAGAGUUUCUAGGUGGCACUUGUACUUGUGCUGAUAAGGGUGGUUGUAUGCGCUCGGAUAAGGGCCCAUGGAAUGAUCCAGACAUAAUGAAGAUGGUUCAUGAUGGUGAGGCCAAAUGCCCGAGGAAAUCUUUAUCCGGCAUUGAGGAGAAGAUAAUUUCUGAAGAUGAGAAUGCCUCCUCAAAGAGAUAUGAUUCCUUCAAAUCAAAAACUGUUCCAGAUGUUGACGUGCAUUUUCAAGUGGAGCAUCGAAGACCCUCUCAUCCGCUUAAAAAGGUUUCAAUCGCAGACAAGGGCAAUCAGGCCUAUGAGUAUGACAACUUUGCACCGAUGGUUGACAAGACUGUUGAUGCAAAUUGGCCUAAGUCAGUUCAUUAUGAUGAAUUUCCUACAGAAGGAUUCCCUGUGCAUGAUACUCGCAAGGUUCCUGAUGGACUAACCAAUCAGUUACUGUCUGGACUCAUGGCCUUCAUCAUGGGAAUUGUCGCCAUGAUUCAAUUCACACGAAGCAUGCCAAGAAAACUCACUGAUGCUGCCCGGUAUGGAACCCCUGUUUACUACAAUGGAGUGGUGGUUAAAGGCCAACCGUUGCCUGCGCCUGCCAUCUCCAGCACUGACUACAAGAACUUGAUGAAGCGCAUGGCCGAACUGGAGGAGAAGCUGUAUGCUCUCAGCUCGAAACCAGCAGUCAUGCCACCUGACAAAGAGGAGAUUUUGAAUGCUGCUCUCAACCGCGUCAACACCUUGGAACAAGAGCUGUCAUCAACAAAGAAGGCACUUGAGGACACCCUUGUUCGACAGGACGAGCUUAUAGCGAACCUUGAGAAAAAGAAGAAGAAGAAGAAGAAGUUUAACCCUUUCUCUUGGUAAGGCGGUGAUCGCUCCGGCUAUUGGAUUUGAAGCUCUGGAUGAACAGAUGAACUAACGUUGAGGGUUAGCUGUUGGUGGCGGCGGUGGUUCGAUUGUCAGCUCCCCUACGGAUGCGUCGUGGAAUGCAUUCGGUUCUAUGUUUGCUAGUUUGGUACUGUAACUUACAAAGCUUUUGUACAUUACUGUGCAGUGUGCCUCUCUUUCAAAGUUUGUCUAUAUUUUGCGUAAACAUGGCACCGCUUUAGCUUUACAAUGUACAAUUUAUUUUGGAGAAAUAAGUAAAUCAUGAAUUUUAUUUGGUUAAA